Metarhizium acridum CQMa 102 is the source of this 1311-nucleotide messenger RNA. The record is from RefSeq and is a predicted model, not a curated record. NCBI's taxonomy places the organism in Eukaryota, Fungi, Ascomycota, Sordariomycetes, Hypocreales, Clavicipitaceae.
AUGAUGAGCUUCGACGGCGGCACGGCCUAUGCCGAGUCCGACGCUGAUGACGAGUACGAGCGAAGCAUGGGCGACCACUCUCCUGUUGCCGAUUCCGAAGCCUCACCCAUCGAAUCCGAGUUAUCGACUUCCGCAGAGCAUACGCCCACCACCUACGGACAUCGCAGCAGUGCUGACCGAUUGCCUGAAACCAUCAUCACCGAAUGGAAUGCCGACGAAUGUGCCGACUUCAUCUCCACCAUUGGCCUGCCGCAGUAUGCCGAUGCCUUUGUUGCUGCCGAUGCCGAAGCUCAGUACGCUACAGCAACUCUCAAGGACAUCAAGCACCUUGUCGAACAGCUGCGAUUACGAGACGAGCGAAUGAACUUGUUGGAACAAGACUUGCGACGCAUGACGGAUGAUUUCAGACGACUCAGGGAAGAUAUGCUGCCGGCUCUCCGCCUUGUCAAAGACCAGCAGACUCCGCUGCCAAACCUCAGUGGCGGCACCCUGGGACAAGGGUUUCCAUACGAAGCCACGAUAUCUCCUCCUGCACCUACGCCGCCACCAGGCUCUGGCCCUGGAGGCGUCAAACGACAGUACUCACAACGAAAAAUCCUCAUAGGCACAACGCCCAAGAACGCUUCACCUACUCAAGUAGCCCACGACAGGUCAAUUGCUGAACAAACGCUGGAUCCUUCCAGCGCCGCCGAACGGGCCGUCCUGUCGUCGUCACAUCUUGCGGCAAUGAACGGACAGACAUCGUCGGCGCAUCCCUCGCCAAAUAUGCCUUCUCCAACAUCACCACAAAACUAUUCUAGCAGCCCUACUUUGGGGGCACGAUCCUAUCGAGGGGAAACGUCUGCACCAUCGAAUCGAUCCACAAUGAAUGAUGCGGACCAUGGCAUGUACAUGUCCAGGGACAAAGGUGUUAUCCCCCCGGGUCCACCUAGACGCCGCGAGACCCCUGUUCCCGAUACCCCGACGCCCAAUUCGAAUGGAUCUUCUGUGGAAAUAUUCAAAUCUUUUCGAGUCAGCAUGGAUGAUCCGUGCUACAAGGUACUCCCGGCAGCGCUCAAAAAGUAUCAAAUCAACGCACCCUGGGACCAAUACGCCUUGUACAUCGUGUACGGUGACCAAGAGCGGUGUCUUGGCAUGGAGGAGAAACCUCUGAUUUUGUUUAAGCAACUUGACAAAGAAGGCAAGAAGCCCAUGUUUAUGCUCCGGAAAACCACAAACGCCCAAGUUGAUAGCGAACCUGGUAGCGCUGGCAUAGCCAAUGCAGCCAGAGGGGCAUCCACUGGCUAUGAUCCGCCUGGAGGCAUUAUAUGA